Molecule: messenger RNA, 924 nt
Organism: Galeopterus variegatus (Sunda flying lemur)
Lineage: Eukaryota; Metazoa; Chordata; Mammalia; Dermoptera; Cynocephalidae
Product: olfactory receptor 5W2-like
Exons: 1
Biological process (GO): G protein-coupled receptor signaling pathway; sensory perception of smell
Cellular component (GO): membrane
Molecular function (GO): olfactory receptor activity; G protein-coupled receptor activity; odorant binding
Source: RefSeq, a predicted model, not a curated record
AUGGACAGGGGAAAUUGCUCCUCGGUAACAAAUUUUUUUCUCUUGGGAAUUACUGAUAACCCGAAAGUAAAAGUAACUCUGUUCUCUGUAUUUCUAAUUGUUUAUCUCAUUAUUCUCCUGGCAAAUUUUGGAAUGAUCAUUUUAAUUAGGAUGGAUUGGCAGCUCCACAUGCCAAUGUAUUUUUUCCUUAGCCACCUCUCUUUCUGUGAUCUCUGCUAUUCCACGGCAAUUGGGCCCAAGAUGCUGGUGGACCUAAUGGCCGAAGACAAAUCAAUUCCCUUCAUUGGCUGUGCUCUGCAAUUUCUCAUCUUCUGUAUCUUUGCAGAUUCUGAAUGUCUGCUGCUGGCAGUGAUGGCCUUCGAUCGGUACAAGGCCAUUAGCAACCCUUUGCUUUAUACAAUCAAUAUGUCCAACAGAGCGUGUUUCCUACUCUUGGCUGCAGUUUAUCUGGUAGGAAUGACAGAUGCUUUAAUACCUACGACCUUGGCAUUCCUCUUAUGUUUCUAUGUAUCUAAUGAGAUUAAUCAUUUCUUCUGUGACUUUCCUCCUCUCCUAUUGCUAUCUUGCUCAGACACACAGGUCAAUGAGCUGGUGAUAUUCACCAUAAUUCGUUUCAUUGGACUGAGUACCAUUUCAGGAGAUCUUGUCUCCUAUUGUUAUAUCGUCCUUUCAGUCUUAAAGAUCCACUCUUCUGAGGGAAGGUUCAAAGCAUUCUCCACCUGCACCUCCCACUUAACUGCAGUUGCAAUUUUCCAGGGAACUGUGCUCUUCAUGUAUUUCCAGCCAAGUUCAUUCUACUCUCUAGAUCAGGACAAAAUGACCUCAUUGUUUUACACCCUUGUGAUUCCCAUGUUGAACCCUCUGAUUUAUAGCCUAAGGAACCAGGAUGUGAAAGAGGCCCUGGGAAAGCUGAAAAAUAAACUU